Molecule: messenger RNA, 2120 nt
Organism: Mangifera indica (mango)
Lineage: Eukaryota; Viridiplantae; Streptophyta; Magnoliopsida; Sapindales; Anacardiaceae
Product: lipopolysaccharide core biosynthesis mannosyltransferase LpsB-like
Exons: 7
Coding region: 505-1905 (466 amino acids)
Molecular function (GO): glycosyltransferase activity
Source: RefSeq, a predicted model, not a curated record
AAUUCCAUAUUUCCGUGUCCGUGCUUCCUAACCAUAAAGCCUGCAGCCAUGAAAUUGAUUAAAACGUUUUCCAAUUUCUUCACUGGUAGCAAGUUUUAUUUUGAUUUCAUAGAAAAUUUUCAAUUUUGUGUAUGAAAUUAUAUAAUAUUUAUUUAUUUAUUUCUCUGUCAUGUUUUCACUUUUGAUAAAGGCCUUACCGCAGACAUGAAAACAGAGAUUAUACCUUCCCUGGUUGUUACUUGCUUCUUGGAAGCUGAUUACAUUAUGAUUUGAUUUGAAAUUGGUAAGGGACCGACUUUCAGUUCGGCUACAGCUGUGCAGUCUGCAGCCCGAACCUCUUCUUUACAAGUGUCAGAGCUUACGAGGCCAAAUGUACACAAUUCACCACCACACUCCAAAAACUCCGAUCGAAACCCUAAAAUGCCGAUACUGGUAAACACAAGCGUCGCUAACUCAACUCAACUCAACCUCCUGCUCUAACCGGAACAAGAAGGAGAAGAAGAGAUGGGGAAGCACUCGGCUGGGUGGUGGGUCCCGCUGCAGAAACGAUGGCUUCUGGCUCUGUUGAUUAUGCUUUCAAUCUCGACGGUGAUUGCCUUCUUUAUCAGAGGUGCCUUCGAUCCCUGCGAUCAUGACCUGGAACUUGCUGAGAAACGAGUUAACCCUGUUCCGAAAAUCUCUGCGAAACCUAGCCCCCUCAGUUUCAUGAAGUCUAGGCUUGUUCUCUUGGUUUCUCAUGAGCUAUCACUCUCUGGUGGUCCAUUGUUGCUGAUGGAACUAGCAUUUCUAUUAAGGGGUGUUGGUACUGAGGUGUAUUGGAUGACAAUCCAGAAGCCAUCUGAAGAAGAUGAGGUGAUAUACAGUUUGGAACAUAAGAUGUUGAAUCGAGGGGUACAGGUCAUAUCUGCAAAAGGUCAAGAAGCUGUAGGUAUGGCUCUUAAAGUAAAUUUGGUUGUUUUGAACACUGUUGUUGCUGGGAAGUGGCUGGAUGUUGUGCUGAAGGAAGCUGUUCCUCAUGUUCUUCCCAAGGUAUUGUGGUGGAUCCAUGAAAUGCGAGGGCAGUACUUCAAAUUGGAUUAUGUCAAACACCUUCCUUUUGUUGGUGGUGCAAUGAUUGCUUCGCAUGUUACAGCAGAAUACUGGAAGAAUAGGACUUGGGAGCAGUUGAGGAUGAAAAUGCCUGAGACCUAUGUUGUUCAUCUUGGAAAUAGCAAGGAACUUAUGGAAGCUGCUGAAGACAGUGUUGUGAAAAGAGUUUUGCGUGAGCAUGUCCGGGAAUCUCUUGGAGUACGAAAUGAAGAUUUACUUUUUGCCAUAAUAAAUAGUGUUUCACGUGGAAAGGGACAGGAUCUAUUUCUCCGUUCCUUCUAUGAGAGCCUGGAAUUGAUAAAAGGACAGAAGCUACAGGUGCCAUCAAUGCAUGCAGUGAUUGUAGGGAGUGACAUGAAUGCACAGACCAAGUUUGAGUCAGAAUUAAGGAACUUUGUAGCACAGAAGAAAAUUCAAGAUCGAGUUCAUUUUGUGAAUAAAACUUUGACAAUAGCCCCAUAUCUUGCUGCAAUCGAUGUUCUCGUUCAGAAUUCCCAGGGACGAGGCGAAUGUUUUGGGAGGAUAACUAUCGAAGCUAUGGCAUUUCAGUUACCAGUACUGGGAACAGCUGCUGGCGGCACCACAGAGAUUGUAGUGAAUGAAACAACUGGUUUGUUGCAUUCUGCUGGAAAAGAAGGGGUCACUCCUCUCGCUAAAAACAUUGUGAAGCUUGCAACUCAUGUUGAGAGGAGACUUACAAUGGGGAAGAGAGGGUAUGAGAAGGUCAAGGAAAUGUUUUUAGAAGAGCAUAUGGCAGAGAAAAUAGCUGCAGUACUGAAAGAAGUCUUACAGAAGUCUAGGAGACACUCACAUUAGAUGCAUAGCAAUUUGAAAGUCUUUUAACCAUCAUGCAGAGGCGCAGAGCUAAUUUCAAGCAAGAAAGAGUAGUGUUUUCAAAAAUUGUGUCCAAAAUUAUGUGGACUGGAGCGAGGCUUUCAUCUUCUGUUUAUGUUUACAUAAAGCGUUGUAAAUUAUGUACAUAUAAGUCCAUCUUGUUGGACUUUUUAAUAUAGAUUUGCCACUUUCGUUUA